Molecule: messenger RNA, 480 nt
Organism: Dibothriocephalus latus
Lineage: Eukaryota; Metazoa; Platyhelminthes; Cestoda; Diphyllobothriidea; Diphyllobothriidae
Source: the annotation of a GenBank genome assembly
UUGAUUGUGGUAGCUCAGAAGCAGAACAGAAAGGUCACCACUCCUUGUCGCAUAUCCGUAUCAACUCUAAUUCAACUCAACUCAACUCAGCUCCUUGCCCAUUUUGGAAGCACCGAAAUUCUACCAACACGAUACCGCCAACUAACCGGCCCCACUUCGGGGGACAUUGAAGUCAAUGAAAGCUUCAGGCUGCUUCAUGGCCAGGCUCUUACUGCGCUGCCAGAGCUUACGAUCGUUUGCGGUCCCAAGAGUUUGAACAGGGAACUUGCGUGGUACUCUCUUUCCUUCUACGUGCAAGAUCCGUCCGAGCCGCACAAAUACACGGCGGUGGUGAAAAGUUUUGCCCGCAUAUUUCAUAAGGAUUUCAAGCCCUUUCUUCUGCGAGCCGACCAAGACAAUGACAUGAAGCUCUCGCGUCCUGAAUUCACACAGGCUCUGGAGGUAGGCUUAGAUGAAUUCCAUUCGUCACCUGUUUGUUGA